Benincasa hispida (wax gourd) is the source of this 561-nucleotide messenger RNA. Its product is annotated as Bifunctional inhibitor/lipid-transfer protein/seed storage 2S albumin superfamily protein. Gene Ontology annotation, biological process: systemic acquired resistance. The record is from RefSeq and is a predicted model, not a curated record. Lineage: Eukaryota; Viridiplantae; Streptophyta; Magnoliopsida; Cucurbitales; Cucurbitaceae. Gene Ontology annotation, molecular function: fatty acid binding.
UUGUAUUGAAGAAGAAGAGAAUAAUGGAGUGUUCAAGAUCAAAAUACAGUUGGGUUGUGCUAUUUAUUGCAAUGUUUAUUGUUGGUACAAAAAGUGGGCAUGUUCAAUCAAGGGGUGAAUGUGCUCCAUCAAACCCUGAAAGAGAAGCAUUCAAAAUGAUGCCAUGUAUGGGAGCUUCAAAAGAUGAAAACUAUCCAGUUUCUCAAAGAUGUUGUGAUCAAGUGAGGAAAUUAGGACAAAGCACAAGCUGUCUUUGUGCUGUUAUGCUGUCUAAAACUGCUGAAUUGGUUGGAUCUAAGCCUGAAAUUGCUAUUACUAUUCCUAAGCGUUGCAACAUUCUUGAACGCCCUGUUGGCUACAACUGUGGAGGAUACAUACUACCUUGAUCGAAGAAAAAAGUAAGGUGCAUUCUAUAGGCACCAUUACGUGGGAAGCUUAAAGGGAGAAAAUUUGUGUUUCUUGUAAAAAUCUAUAGUGACGUUCAGUCACUUAAGUAAUGAAUAAAAAUAUCGUGUUUGUUGUUCAUAAAAAAGAAAAAAAAAAGUUUUUCUUAAUACUAAA